AAAAUAAGAAAUGGAAGGGGGGAAAAUGACAAAAAAGUCAAAGCAGGGCAGCCCAAGAUGGUGUAAACCUCUGGGAAGUGUUUUCUCCAAAUCUAGGGACGCACAUACAAAUAACUUCCAAUUGCCUUUACUUUUCUGUACCAAUAGCAAUACCAUUCUUGGGAAGGAAGGAAAUUUAUUAUUAUUAUUAUGAUUAUUCGGGUAUAAACACGAGAGGGACUGAAGGAAAUUGAUUGCCUUCUUCAUUUUUUUUUUUUUCCCUUAAAUUUUUUUUUCUUUUAUCAUUGAGGAAAUUGGUUUCUUGUUCGGUUAAUUUUGGCUUUAUAUUUUUUUCAUUUUUUGCUCUACCUGAGACUGUCACACCCACAACCCCACCCCCUCUCUCUCUCUCUCUCUCUCUCUCUCUCGAUUCUGUUCUAUAAAUGUAAGAGCCUAUAACCUUCGGACCCAUAAAUGUGCACAUGAAGCUGACCUCCAAAACGUGGCGAUUUCAUUGAGGCAACUCAGAUAUCCUUUCAUUCGUGCUUCUGGGGAUUGUUGGAGUGGCUGAAACACGUUUUGUUGUGGAAGCAAAUUGAUAAAUUUUCUUCCAGGUCAUAUCUGAGAAUUUUGUUACAAACUAUUUUGACAAUGUCAAUUUUGUCAAAAUUACGUUGCAUUACAGUGGAUGUUACUGGCACAUUGAUAGCUUACAAGGGGGAGCUCGGUGACUACUAUUGUAUGGCUGCCAAAUCUGUUGGGCUGCCAUGCCCUGACUACAAACUGGUGCAUGAGGGCUUCAAACUUGCAUAUAAAGAUAUGGCCCAAAAAUAUCCAUGCUUUGGAUUUGAUGCAAAAAUGCCCAAUAUUGUGUGGUGGAAAACUUGUGUAAGGGACUCCUUUAUAAGGGCUGGAUAUGAUUACGAUGAGGAGACAUUUGAAAAGGUGUUCAAACGCAUAUAUGCUUCUUUUGGUUCAUCUGCUCCGUACACCAUCUUUCCUGACUCUCGGCCAUUUCUAAGAUGGGUGCGUAAACAAGGUCUUAAGGUGGGGCUCGUUAGCAAUGCAGAAUACCGUUACCAGGAUGUAAUUUUACCAGCCUUGGGUUUGAACCAGGGAUCUGAUUGGGACUUCGGUAUAUUCUCUGGUUUGGAAGGUGUAGAGAAACCAAAUCCAAAGAUUUAUGAGAUUGCCCUCGAGAGAGCUGGAAAUGUUGCACCCGAAGAGGUUCUACAUAUUGGGGACAGCAUGCGCAAAGACUACAUUCCGGCAAGGAGUGUGGGGAUGCAUGCAUUGUUGUUGGAUAGGUUUAAGACAUCUGAUGCAGAGGAGUGGAGAAAAUCAGGAGCAACUGUGCUACCUGACUUGGUAGCAGUGCAGGAAUGGCUUACCAAAAACUAGUUAGUUUGCUGACGGGGCGAGGCUGUUCGUACUAGUUUCUCCCCCUUGGAUGAUAGAAAUUUAAAGCCACCAGCUUUUUCAAAUUUAUCACUCUGCAUCUUGUAUGUAGCAUAUUUUCAAACCAUAAGACCACAGUUCACUAAAAUUUGGACACCUUUUUGUUUUUUUCUCACCGGCAAGUAGCUUUCAUUUCGUUAUAUGUUUUCAUGAGGUGGGGAUUUGCUCUUUUUUGAUAUGGCAGUGUCAAUGGGAAAUGGCAGCAACAAUUGUUCAAUCUUAAUGACGUGUAAUUUACCCACCAAAAAGAAUUGUUUUAUUGUAAUUAAUAUAAUGACACAUAAUAAUAGCAUAAUGAAUGUGAUUUCUCAGUUGAUAUAA
Ziziphus jujuba (common jujube) is the source of this 1758-nucleotide messenger RNA. RefSeq lists its product as uncharacterized. Lineage: Eukaryota; Viridiplantae; Streptophyta; Magnoliopsida; Rosales; Rhamnaceae. The record is from RefSeq and is a predicted model, not a curated record. Bases 631 to 1380 code for a protein of 249 amino acids. The transcript has 4 exons.